This is a messenger RNA of Knipowitschia caucasica, 1038 nucleotides long. NCBI's taxonomy places the organism in Eukaryota, Metazoa, Chordata, Actinopteri, Gobiiformes, Gobiidae. The record is from the annotation of a GenBank genome assembly.
AUGGCGGAAAUACAUUCGGAAUCAGAAGAAAACAGUAUCGUUCCAAGUGACGUACGUGAACCUCCGCUGGAAGCGGAGGUAAGAAACAGCGUAAACAUGAAGUGUGUUCUUGUAUCGGAUUCGGAAACACGAUCGAACAAACGAUGUUCCUCCGAAAAUAUUGCUCCUUCGCCCAAAUCACCGCGCACCGACUUCCCAUCGCCAGAGACCGAAGAACGGACAGAGGCCGAGGCUCAAGAGCUGGAGAGCGAAAACACAGACACUCAAACAUGUCCUCCGAGUCCUCCAGACAGACGCAAGUCCUGGAGGAGAGCCACCAUCACCCGCCGCUCUCUCCCGGCACUCCCCAACCCCUAUCAGGUUCUUUGCAGAAGCAUAUGUACAUCUUUGUCACAGACUGAAAGAUUGGAAAAGUUAAUGGAGGCAUCAAUGAAGAUGACACUUGAUCGAACCAUGUCAUCGCUUCAGACAGCACCGCAUUCUUCCAUCGAGUCUUUUCAAAGUAAAGUUGAUCAAAUGCACAAAGAAUGGACUUGUCUGGCAAAAACUAUACGGAGUGAAUCUCAGUCUGAUGCCACUGCAGCUUCUCCUGCUGAUUCUUCAGUUAAAGAAGAUGAGGAAAAAAUUAAGAAGGCUAUCCACAGACUCAAAAUUGAAAAGGAAUCUUGGGAAGCAUUGCUGACUAAACACAGAGAUGAAGCAGAGAAAUUGGAAAGGAAGAUACAAAAAGGACAAGAAAGAGGCAUCACACUUGACUCUGCGUCCCUGGCACAACAUUCGUCACAAAAUGAAGUCAUCAUGACCAAACCAGACUAUAAACUUGUCCUCAGCCGACAGCUACCCAGGCUUCGCACCAUGACCGUUAUUAUGGAUUCUCAGUGCAAAAUGGUAAAAACUCUUCUUUCUAUUCGAGACCAAUCACAGUUAGUAGUGAAAGAGACCAGUGGGUUAUUGGCUGCUGAGUCUGGAUUGCUUGAGCUUUCAUCUGACCUGGUCAAGAACCUAAUCACACAACCUUUGGCUUCUGCUGUGCAGUAG